Periophthalmus magnuspinnatus is the source of this 399-nucleotide messenger RNA. Its product is annotated as ES1 protein, mitochondrial-like. The annotation marks the transcript as partial. Lineage: Eukaryota; Metazoa; Chordata; Actinopteri; Gobiiformes; Gobiidae. The transcript is spliced from 4 exons. The record is from RefSeq and is a predicted model, not a curated record.
AAACUGCUGGCAACUGCUGUCCGCACCUUCCUCUCAAAACAAACUCUGACUGCUCUUUCACAUCAACCUGCUUGAUUUGUUCAUCAUGGGGAUUAUGGUAACUGGGGCAAUGCCAGUGUGGCACUGGUUUUCUCUGGAUAUCACAAAGUGCAGCCUAGUAUUGAGGUGACCAUGGGCUAUGAGAAGGAUAAGAACACCCACUGGGGGCCCAGUACUAAUGUGGUGCAAGCUGCGAAGAACACUGGUGCCGUGAGCCCUACAUAUGCGUCUAUGUGUAUGAGAAAAACCUGAGUGGUCAGUAUUCCAGCUUUCAUGCAGAAAACUGAAAAUCACAAUCACUACAUAUUUGAUGACGUUUGCAACAUGGUCAAGCACGUCAUGAGCAUGACAACCAAAUGA